This is a messenger RNA of Phascolarctos cinereus (koala), 1000 nucleotides long. RefSeq names its product apolipoprotein C4 (gene APOC4). Lineage: Eukaryota; Metazoa; Chordata; Mammalia; Diprotodontia; Phascolarctidae. Gene Ontology annotation, biological process: triglyceride homeostasis; positive regulation of triglyceride storage. Gene Ontology annotation, cellular component: very-low-density lipoprotein particle; high-density lipoprotein particle. The record is from RefSeq and is a predicted model, not a curated record.
GGCGGUCCUGGGCCCUAGGGGAGGGGCCCACUGAGCAUGUCCCCCCCACAUACACCCUUGCUUCCUCUCCGGGGAGCCCAGCUGCCGAAAGAUACAAAGCCCCUAGAAAUGUUUUUCCCUCAAUUGACCUGCAUCAGGGGGCCCCCCAUUCUGCUCUGGGUUCUGGUCCUGGCCUGGGCCACAGUGGGUCACGAAGAUGAAUUGCUGACUACCCAGCAACCUGAGGAGGACAGGGAGGAAGGUUGGAAGGUGUCCCGUUUCUUCUGGAAGACAGUAGAGCCCCUGAUGACCAAGGCCAGUGAGAGCUGGGACUGGAUCCGGACUCCAGGCCCUGUCCGAGGCUAUCUUCAGACUUAUUAUGAAGACCAUCUCAGUGGCCUGGGCCUCAGAGCCCAGAACUGGUUCCGUACUUCACAGCAGAAAGCCCUAAGUCUCUGCCCCGAAAGAUUCUGUGGAAACGAUUAGAGCCGAUGGGCUAAGAAGCAAGAAACCCAAGUUCUCAUCAUACCGGCCAUAGAGUCAAAUAAAUGACUUCCCUUCUCUAGGCUUCCAUUCUCCCCAUUAUCAAGUAAUUGUUGGACUUCUGAAGGUUCUAUGUUCUGACAUUCCCUGUUCUAAGCUCCCUCCCAGCUCUGACAUUCUGUGUUCUGAAACCCUUUCUAGCUCUGACUUUCUGUUCCAAGGGCCCUUCUAGCUCUGAUAUUCUGUUCUAAGAGCCCUCCCAGUCCAGACAUUCCCUGCUCUGAGACCUCUCCUAGCCCUGAAAUUCACUAUUCUAAACUUCUUCCCAGCUCUGACAUUCCCUGUUCUAAGCUCCCUCCCAGCUCUGACAUUUUCUGUCCUAAGGGUCCUUUUUGCUCUAACAUUCUUUAUUCUGUGUUCUAUAAUGUUGUGUUGGAAGGGUCUUCACAGCUAGGACAUUCAAUAACGAGCAAUUAUCUGUAAAACAAUAUGUCCUGCCUCUGUCAGUGUCCACAAUAAAGUCUAGCCUCUUUCUCUU